Trichosurus vulpecula (common brushtail) is the source of this 2523-nucleotide messenger RNA. It is a transcript of the gene CATSPERE, whose product is annotated as catsper channel auxiliary subunit epsilon. The record is from RefSeq and is a predicted model, not a curated record. Gene Ontology annotation, biological process: sperm capacitation; flagellated sperm motility. Gene Ontology annotation, cellular component: sperm principal piece; CatSper complex. The transcript has 17 exons. Lineage: Eukaryota; Metazoa; Chordata; Mammalia; Diprotodontia; Phalangeridae. The coding region runs from base 1 to 2523 and encodes 840 amino acids.
AUGGGGCCCGAGAGCCCCGACAUACGGAUUUGGGUAUAUGAUCCAGAAAAUGCAAGUCCUGAGGAGCUGGACGGCAGGGCAUCAAAUCCUUCAGUCACUUCCAAGUCACUUAGCAUGCAGUUUGCCAGUAUGGGACAAGAACCUUAUUUUCUGUCAGCAGUCACUUUUCAACAUUACACUCCAGAAAUGGCUGAGGAAGAAGGGAUCUGGGAAGCACGUAUACCACUUAUAAAGACUAACCUUUUUAUGAUGGUCAAAGGGAAUGCAGUAGCUUUACAAGAUUGCUAUAUCGCAGAUUUUAUCUUUUUAUUGUCUCAUGUUUCCCUAACUUUCAGUCAGAAUUCUACAUACGUAAAAAUGACAUCGAGUCAAGAAGAAUAUAUACUUUUUGACUGGCCCCCAUGUUUUCCUGCGUCUGUUGCAACAGUUUCCCAUUGGGAGACUCUUUUUACAAAGGAUGCUUUCAAUACUUCAGAGAGGGUCAGAAUACCCCCCAACAUCCUGACCGAUGAAGAAAGGCUAAAUAUACAAGAAAUUUGCCUAAUAGAUGAAGGAAUAGUAGUUUUAACAGCAGGUUUUCUUUACCUGAGGACAGAGAAGGAUUUCAUAAAACUUGACGAGAAAUUUGGUAUUCCUCCGAAUGUUACUGGAAUCAGAACAAGAACCUUUUGUUGGCCUGAAUAUACACCAAGGGAAGGACUACAAUUGAGCCAGAUAAUAGUGUGGACAGAAAAAGAAGUCUUACUUGGAUAUACUCACAAAAAAUUUAAAUUAUUAGUAACACUUGAACAGCUCUUGACUAUCUUGCAGCUAAACACACUUAAGAUAGCCUUAUAUUCUAUACAUGUUGCCACUUAUACCUCAGACCCAACUGGAGUUGCUUUGAUGAUAAAAGCUGUGGAGGAACACUUUGGCUUUGAUUUGCUGUAUUUAGCGUUCUAUAGUGAAGAAACACUUACAUGGACUGUGCAAGACUUUUCCUUGAAGUUCAAUUCUGGGAAAAAAUUGAGUGCACUAUUCAUGUUUUCAGCAUUGCCAAAUUUUGUAAUAUGGGAUGACAAGCAUGUCUACUAUAGCUACCAAAAUUAUUCAAAGAAUGGAUUUCUGAAGACACAGUCUCAAGAAAAAGACCUAACAAGUCUAACAGGGAGCUCCAUUCACCAAGUUUUUAUAGAUUAUUAUGGGAAUGCUGUGAUAAAAAUGUUCAACAAUAAAAUGCUUUAUUUCAAAAUUGAAAUUACAGAUGUAGUACUGCUACAUGAAUGGGCUAAUGAAAAUGACAAUACUUUAAUUUUAAUUAACCCUUCUGGGGAGCUGUUUCUUACAAAUCUUAAUUAUGGCAAAGCAGUAUUUUCAGAAUAUCCAUUAAUGCUGGAGUUAUAUAGUUCAACUUAUAAAGAUCAGAGUACUUGUCCAUAUAUGUUGUUUGAGAGCAAUGUUGUUUUAAACAAUGCUUAUUUGGACAAGGGAAAAGAACUGACAUUUUGGGUUCAAGUAGUCUAUCACGAGAAUGCUGGUGUACAUCCUAUUGUGGAAAUCUAUGGACCAAAACUAUUACAGGAGAAGAGAAGUACUGAGUAUGAAAUAGCCUCGGGAAUCUGCACUAAAAAUCUGACAGUAACAUUUUACCAAGAGGUUAGCUAUGAAGCUACAAGUUCUUAUUAUGAACUCCAAACUGCUAACACAGGUCAUUUGAUGAUUCAAAUGCGACCCAGUCGGUUUGCAAAAACAUGUCCAUUAUCUAGUCGGGCAAUUCAUGUAUAUAUUGGCUGUCUUGCACAAAGACAUAUUGAACUCAGAGGAUAUAAGGACAACCUAUGUCAGAUUCAAAAUCUUAGUUAUGUCAUUGAAAAGAAAUAUUUGAGUGGCAAUUCACCUAAAGACAAGUAUAUAAACUAUAACACUAGUAAAUAUGGCUGCCCUUUGACAAUUGAUAUGCGUAAUAAAUUCCGCCCUGUCCUUCAUUUAUAUGAUGGCCGCCAAUUCAUUGAAGAAGUUGAAGCAAAUUUUAUUAUCUGGGAGAUAUUUGGAAGAAAAGAUUUUAGCUAUAGCUUAUCCAUGAUUGAUGCUGGUUGUGUGAAUCAAGCCCAGACAUGGGAGUCAAUGAAGGCACAAAAUGAAAAUGUCUCUAUUGAAGAGCUCUGGGGCCCUCAUAAUUAUAGACACUGCUUUUCAUUUGCCAUUGGAAAACCUGGAAACCUAUUAAAACCAUAUGAGAUCUUCAACUUGUCCAACGAAAAUGAAAUAGUUUGGGAAAAUCAACAUGUUGGCUUUUAUGUGUUCCGAGCUAAGAUCAUUGAUCCAAACUACAGUUUCUGUAACCUAACAGUCACCUUUGCAAUCGAGACAUUCGGCAUAAUUCCUGAAACAGAUAACUAUCUGGUUUUGCUUAUCAUGUUGGGUGUGAUAUUUGUGGUCUUCAUUUGCCUGAUCGCGAGCUACUUCCAGUAUUUAAAGUUUUUUCGAAAAUUUAUUUAUGAACCAUCUCUAGAAUCGAAACGUAAAAAGAAACGAAAACAUUAG